Molecule: messenger RNA, 2369 nt
Organism: Lingula anatina
Lineage: Eukaryota; Metazoa; Brachiopoda; Lingulata; Lingulida; Lingulidae
Cellular component (GO): nucleus
Molecular function (GO): protein binding
Source: RefSeq, a predicted model, not a curated record
CAAGUCGUUACACGGUGGUUAGGGUAAACAACAUGGCAGACCGUGAGAAGAAAACGAAAGAGAGGAAAGAACGGUUAGUAUCAGCUGCACAGAAAGGAGAUGCUGACACAAUAAAAAGAGUUCUUGAGAACACCACAAUCAAUCCAGAUAUAAAAGUGAAACAUGAGAAAAGAAGCCCCCUCCAUUUGGCUGCCGGGUAUGGGCAGGUUUCAGCCGUAGAGGAGCUAUUGAAGGCUGGAGCAGAUCCAUCACAAACAACAAGUAUUGGAAGAACACCUUUGCAUGAGGCUACAUUAGGGGGUCACUAUGAUGUGAUCAGAGUACUCUUGGACUACGUAGAAGAUAUCAAUGCUCAAGACAAAGAUGGGCACAGUGCAGUCCAUUUGGCAGCCUAUCAUGGAGAAGAAAAAUGCCUUGAAGUCUUAUCAAACAGAGGUGCUAGCCUUUCAAUUGAGGACCAAUGGGGACGCCAUCCUGCUCAUCUAGCUGCAAUCCGUAACCAUCCCAAGAUACUGGAACUUCUGUUUGGGAAAGGGGUAGACCUAGAGUGCACCUGUGACCUUGGAAAGCUUCCUCUGCAUUAUGCAGCUCAGUACGGAGGUCUGGAAAGUUUGAUCUGCCUGAUAGAGCGUGAUUGUGAUAUCACAAUUGGUGACAACAAUGGCAAUGUCCCUGCCCACAUGGCUGCCUGGCAUGACCACCUGGACUGUCUCAGGUUCCUGGUUAAACAGGGAUCAGCAAUGGAUGUGGCCCAGGGAGAGGGAAAGACUCCUGCUCAUGUGGCUGCAUUGCAUGGCUCCGUCAAUUGCCUUCACUGGCUUUUUGAGAAAAAACUCACACCAAAUUAUCAAGAUGGCUAUGGCAACACCCCAGGGCAUUAUGCAGCUGAAGGUGCACAUCCCAAAUGUUUUAACUGUUAUCUGCAACAUGAGGGAAGUUUGGACAUUGUAAAUGACCGCAUGGAAACUCCCCUGGAUACUGCCCGGCGGUUUGGACAUCCAUUGCUGAUGGAAAGUGCAGUAAAAAAUGAGCUUCUAUGUCCCCUCUGCGAGGCAAAAUGGGAGAGACUGGAGUGGGAAAAGGAACAUGCCCCAGCACCAGUGGAAAGAAGCAUCAUCAGAACUGGUCAAGUGGCUUACACAUGCCCUGUUCCACCAAAAGCAAGGCAUAAACCCCAAGAGGAAGAAGCUAGCAAUGAGAAGACGGAUGGUAAAAAACAACCAGCACCAAAAAAAGAGAUUAAAGCUAAAGUGUUAACAGGUUCAUACUUGCAGAAAGAAAAGAAAAAACUUCCACCAAGAGACCUUACCACAAGAUAUUUUGGAAAUCACAUCCAAAGCUCAGAUCUCUUCAAGUUUGAUUUUUGAAAGACUUAAAAUCAUAUGCAAAAAUGUGCAGAGCAUUGGGUUUUGGUAUUUGGAUAGGAAAACAAAAAUAAAAAAUGUAACACGACCAAGAAAACACAUUUUAAUGUUAAGAACUCUAGAACACCCCUGGCUUCCCCAGUAGUCUUAUUAUUCAAUUAGUUCUCACAAGCCAUGUAUAAUUUGUUAAUUAAUAGAAUCAGUGUCAAGUUCAGACUCACACAAACCCCUCAUAGCAUUCAUAUCACAAUGUACUGAGUGUUACUGGGCUUUAUUUUCAGGAAAUAAUGCAAAUAAUUGCUCUUCCAUUGUUAUGUGUAUCAGUCAGUGUAACAAUUUACAAAUAUCAACUCCAACUACUCCCAACUAGUUUAUAAUCAUUGUCUACAUCAAUCUAGCAUAUUGUAAAAUUUUAUACAUAACAUCACAAAGUUUUCUAGAUAAAAAAAAUAUAUUAUUAAGUGCAAUCAUAGGUAUUUUCUUGUACAAAAUCCUCCAUGCAGAUAUAAGGGGCAACAUGUUGGCGGGAAAUACUUAUGCCAUAGAUUUUGAUCACACUGUCCAUACUUUUCUCAUAAACGCUGAAGCCUAACUUAACCCUUUCAACCAUCCAAUACACUGCACCAAAUGCUGAUGUCUUUUUUUUUACAACAAAUAAAGUAGAAACACUUUAAACAUGAUGAAUCUGAGUCUUAAUAAGUUUAUUAAUCAGAAAACUUGCCUUAAUUUGGACCCAACAUAUGUCCCCCUUUUGCAUCACAUCUUUGACUGUCAGUUAACUUGCAAAACUACUUCUUCUCAUAAUGCCAAGUAAUUUUGAAUUAAAAUUAUCUCAAAAUUAAGUAGGAUAAUCUUUUUUAAAUAAAAAUCCAACACAUCUUGUUCUUGUCUAUUGAAAAUUAUCUUGCAAAACUACAUCUAUUUAAAACGCCAAGUAAUUUUGAAUUAUAAUGAUCUCAAAAUAAAAUAGGAUAAUCUUUUUGAAAUAAAAAUAAUCCAAUACAU